Molecule: messenger RNA, 828 nt
Organism: Closterium sp. NIES-65
Lineage: Eukaryota; Viridiplantae; Streptophyta; Zygnematophyceae; Desmidiales; Closteriaceae
Source: the annotation of a GenBank genome assembly
AUGGCUGCUGUCGCCGAGAUAAAUGCUGGACGGAAGGAAAAGGACGACAACGGGAAAGGGAAGGCGGUCUCUCAAAGGAGCACGCGGGCGAUGACUGCGGGGAAGUUGACGUCGGAAGAGAAAGGAAAGAAGGCGGAAGGGGAGAAGGACAAGACGGGCGGCAAGGGUAAGCCGGCGAAGAAGAAGGAGAAGGCGGAGGAGGAGGACGAGGAGGGCGGCGAGGGAGAUAAAGAGCAUGGACGCAGGGGUCAUGGCAUCCGCCGAGACAAGGCUGGCGACGGGCAAGGGUGGGUGGGCGAAAUUAAGGUACACGGACAGAAUCGGUACAUCGGCAAGUCGAGGGAGAAGAUGGAGCUGGCCUACGAGCACGCGAUUGCGUUCGUCGUCUACGACGGCUACGUGAGCAAGGUGCUCAUGAAGGAGCUCACCGUCUUGAACCCGGGGGAGUUGGAUAAAUGGAAGGAGGUGUGGGCGGAGGUGAAGUUGUUGCCCACUGGGAUGUGGACGGUGAUGUGGGCCAAAGGCUUGUGCCAUCCGAGAGCAAGGUUCGACGAUAUACUCGGCAGGUACCGUGGGUACGCGAGUUCGGGUGUUGCGCUUCAUGACGUGCUCUGGCCGGCGAUCUGGUUCCCCAUCAUCGAGGACACGGAGGAAGGCAAGGAAGAGACGACCGCUCUCUUGUCGGCGAUGGUAAAUCGCGUGUCGGUGUGCGCGGCGUAUGGGAAGGUCACGGCGAGCGCGGCGUUUGGGAAGGUCGAUGCGAGCGUGGAGGGGAAGGCGGACGAGAAGGUGGAGAUGGGGGCCCAGGCGUUAGCGGCAUCGGCAUGA